Molecule: messenger RNA, 5861 nt
Organism: Ectocarpus sp. CCAP 1310/34
Lineage: Eukaryota; Phaeophyceae; Ectocarpales; Ectocarpaceae
Source: the annotation of a GenBank genome assembly
AUGAAACAUUUGACGACAGUAGCGGAGAGCAAGACCACGAACGCCGGAGGAGGGAGACCGGAGCCGGUGGCCGCAGCCCAUCCGAUCGGUGGGGCAGCAGCAUCUGCAUCAGCACCUGACCCAGUGGCGGCUGCACACGAAGAAGGAAAAACCAAGCCGAGUGGUUCGCCCAGAGUGGCGGCGCCUAAGCGAAAGCUUGCAGCCGCUUCCGCGCCUGCAAGCGGAGAGCUAACACAAUCCCACAAGCGGAAAUCAUCGAAGAGCGUCCAAGAGCGGCCGGCGCAGACAGGAGCAAUAUCGCUAGCGGCGUCGUCUGCGAAAACGCUGGGAACGCCUGUGGCCGCUGCUGCUGCGACGAGCCCAAAAACCACCUCUACCGACCCAACAGUGACGCAAGUUUUUCCUACCCUUGGUAUGACUCCGGCGUCUGUGAACACCGCCUCAGCACCUGUACUGGGCGCCCCGAGCGGUGACUCCGCAGUCCUCCACAUGCUAAGCCCUUCCCGGCCGGAUCCGGGGACAGCCAGUGGUGACUCGGUUUCAGGAGCAGGUAUUGCUGCACCAGCGGCAGCGCUGGGAGGUAAGCCGCCAAACUCGAUGCUGGCGCAAGAUCUCCCACCCGUAGUUCUGCGUUCGAAAGAUGGAGACCAUACUUCAGCUGGAGGGGGGCCAGCGUUACCAAGAGCAACAGACGUGCAACCUACCGCUCUCCCACCGGCGCACGCUCCCGUCGGAGAUCUGGGGCCAGCACUUCUAGACUCGGGAGCGGCAGUGGCAGCAACGGCAGCGACCGGGACGGCACCGCCGAUAACUGACGUGACGGCCGCGCCCAUUACGCAGAGUAGUUCUUCUCCGGUGCCGGCUUCGACAACUCUUGACAACGCUUCAGCAGGGGCAGCAGCAGGGAGCAAAUCAUCGACGGCACCCCUGCAUGCUUCUCAUGGUCGUCCCCCGCCAGCGACGGCAACGCCAGUUGUAGAGACGGCGUCACCUUCGUCAACAGUGGCAUCGGCGGAAUCAGAGGCAGCGCGAAACGACACACCCCCUGCUCUGCCGUUGUCCCACGGUAUGCUCGCGUCAGAUGAGAGCUCAGGUAUUCCAAGGAAGGCCUCGGGUAGAAGAGGGUUUACAGCACCACCAGCAACAAACGUUGAACCCCAAGCCCCACACGUGGUGCAAGGCGUUGCGGUGCAGGGUGGGAAUUCCACCGUUUUGGACGUGACCUCAGGAGCACCAGCGGCUGAAGCAGAUCCAAGCGCGGGCACUCCAGCAGCGGAAGCCGCUUUCCCCGCGGGUCCAUCUUCGGAUGUGGGCACGUCAUCGGAAGAACCGAAAACAGCCGCGGCAGCAGGCAUUGCUCCAGCUUCGGCAGUGACUGACACUUGUCCGCUGGCAUGUCCGACCUCACCGGUGCUAAUGCCGUCGUCUUCAGGAACAGCGAAGACGGAAGCAACAGGCACCACUCUCCCGACCCAGCCGGCGGCUAAAGGUUCUUCACAGGCAUGUUCAACCUCGCCACUUACGGACGCGAAACCGCCGAGAAUAGCAGCAGCUGGAGCUGCACCUACGAAACAAGGCGUAGCACCAUCGUUGCUAGCGGUUCAAGGCGCUUGCCCCAUGAGUGUGAGCUUAUCUGGAGAUAAUGUUUCCUCGACCGUCGUAGCCGCCUCGGAGACGAGGGUACGACCGACGUCAACAGUUUCUGCGGCUUCACCGACGGUGCACGACCCCCCAACUCGCGGCCUGGUUCAACCAUCUCCACAUGAUGGUGCAGACAGCGCCACGUCACCUGUGACCCCAGCUGCGGCAACUGUUUUGGCAGAGAAAACAGCAUCCCCUUCAGAACCUGCAACACACACGGGCGAACCCAUGACGCCGGCGGGAGGGGCGGAGACCAUCGCUGCUCGCAGUCAGACUCAGGCUGUUGGCGCCUUCUCUCUUGGCAAGACGGAAGCGGCGACAACGGCUCUGUCGGAAGAACCGAAGUCACCAUUAGAACCUGGGGAGAUAAGAUUAGCUUGGCCACUGGCGGUGGGAUUGACGGCGAGCAGCGCAUCUGGCGGCAAGACUGAUCGUGUCAAUCCAAUCUCUCCUAGUCAGGCUGUAGCACCCACCACAGUUUUGCCCGCAGGACCGCUUUCUUCGGCAGAGCCCGCUCAAAACAGCACUAAGAUUACGGUGGCGGCGGCCGGGGCCGAGAUCAUGGCUGCUGGCAAUCAGACUCAAGCUGCUGUGGCCACGUCUCUUGCUAAGAUAAAAGCAGCGGGGACGGCUCCAUCGGAAGAAUCGAUUUCUCCCUCAGAACCCGCCGAAAGGAGCGCAGAGUCGACCCUACCGGGGGGGUUGACGGAGAGCGUCGCACCUGGCGUCGAGAAUCAGGGUGCUGGCUCCAUGUCUGUUGGUACGGCCGCAGUGCGGGCAACUGCUCCGCGUGAGAACGGAUCUUCAGAGACUGCAAAGCACAUUGACAAGAUAGUGACGCCCUUUGACCGGAGCAAGAGGACCGGUGCUGGCAGUCAGGGUGGUGCUGGCACAACGUCUCUUGAUACGGCGGGAGCGACAGCCGAGGCACCAUCGGAAGAAUCGCAGUCUCCCUCAGAACCUACCGAGAGAGUUGCAGAGUCCACGACGACGACGGGGUUGACCGUGAGUGUCGCUUCUGUUGGCGGGACUGAACAUGCUGACGCCACGUCUCCUGGUACGGUUGCGGUGAUAGGCACUGCUAUGCGGGAGAAAACAUCAUGUCGUGCAGAACCUGCCGAGCAUGUCGACCAGACGACGGAACCUGUGAGAGAGGGCGAGUUCGCUACUGCUGAUAGUCAGGCUCACGAUGCUAGCGCCACGCCUCUUAGUACGACGGAAACGGCGGCCAUGGCACUAUCGAAAGGAGGGCCGUCUCCCCCAGAGCCGGCGGAAGUAAUGGCAGCAUCGACGUUUGCUCCUGCCGAGAACGUUCCGCGUGCUGACCCCGUGUCUCCUGCUAUGGCCGCGGUGGAUGCCACAGAUUUGGGUAUGGUAAAACCAUCUCCUGCAGAGCCCGCCAAGCACGUUGACCACACGACUGCGCCGGUGGGAGGGGGUGCGUUCAUUGCUGAUUGUAGUCAGGCUCACGAUGCGAAUGCCACGUCUGCUGGUGCGGCGGAAGCGGCGUCCAUGGCAUUGCCGAAAGGAGUGCCGUCUCCUCCGGAGCGAGCGAAGACAGCUGCAGCAUCAACGUCGGCGGCAGAUUUGGCCGAGAGUAUCUCUUCUGACGGCGACAUUCAAAGUGCUGACGCCGUGUCUCCUGGUUCGUCUGCGACGUCGGCCACAGUUUUUUCUGUAGAAAUGCGUCCGUCAGAGCCUGCAACGAGGUGUUCCAAGACGACUGCAGCUGCGGAAGGGAGCGAACGCAUCGGUCGUCACUGUGACACCAAUACAAAUGCCACCGGCACGUCCGCAGGAAAGAGUUCUUCGUCAGAACCUGCGACGACGUCUACGCAGACGGCGGCGGUGGCGGCGGUGGUUGCGGGAGGCGACGAGUACGUCGCUCCAGGUGGUAAAACUCAUGUUGAUGCGACAAGCACAUCUGCCGUUACAGGCACAGCUUCGGCCACCGUUUUCUUCACAGGAUCGCCAUCUUCUUCGUCGGAGCCAGAACCUGCAAAAGCAAGCACGAACAAGGCAACCACGGCGAAGGUGGGCGAGCGCAUCGCUCCUGGCGACGAGACUCGACAUGCUGAUGCCAUUUCUGGCACGGCUGCCAGGUCCUCGGCGGCUUUCUCAGCAGAAACGCCUUCUUCAUCAAAGCCCCCAACAGCAAGAGCGAAGGCGACGACAGCGGCGGGAGGGGUUGACACCAUCGCUCCCCGCACGGCGACGAAUGUGAAUACCACGGGCGCAUCCACAGUAUCGACGCCGACUUGUGCAGCCACUGCUUCAUGUGGAGAAAGUCCGAGUGUUUCAGAAUCUACGCAAGAAAUUGUGAAGACGACGGCGGCGGUAGAGGUGGUCGCGAACAGCUCUUCCGGCGAACAGACCCAACCAGGUGCGGUGGACGCGGGAAGAAGUGCUUCGUCUACGGAUAUCUUGCACCCUUUGGAGCCCAACACGAAACGUGCGGAGGCAGCCACGGGGGCUCCCGUGACGAAGAACAGCACCCCCGGCAACGAGACACAAAGUCCCGUCCCUACGCCUCCUGGCAUGGUGGUGGCCGUGGCGGCUGCUGCCCCCUCUGAAGAAUCACCCUCAUGUUGUAAACCUGCCAAGAAACGUGCGAAGACGACGACAGCAUCGGGGAUGAAGGCCGUCGCGUCUGGGAUCGAUACUCCCAACGCCGCCGCGAAGGCUGCUGACGUAGGUGUGGUGACAGCUGCUUCGUCUCAAGAAAUGCUGCCGCCUCUGGAGCGUGUGGAGAUUGGUGCACGAAUGGCGGCGGCGGGCGGAACCAAUGGUGUCCCUUCUGGCAGCGACACUCAAACUGCUGCAACCACCGACACUCAAGGUGCUGACGCCACUCCUUUCUCCAGUGUGAGCUCCUCCUCGCUUGCCGGGGGUGAUCAAGCUGCAGAGGCCGCCACUGGCGCAAACUCUCAAGCCAGCGACAAUGUCGACGCAGGCCUUCGAAGAGGACCAGGGGGCGGGAAACAGAUCUCAAUGGGGCCAAUUCCUGCUUCUGCUGCCAACGCUAGUUCUUCAGUCACAGCUAAGGGCAGAGGUGGCGGCGGAAAGAGAAAGACCAAACGGCGAGACUUUUCCGCCCCACCACCGCCCCGGUCAAAGCCGCGCAGGGGGCAGUCCGAGUCUCCUGGCCCUGCUCACUCGGUGGAGGAGUACCUGGCGAACACCAAGAAAGGGACAGAGGCCGUGGCAUCGAUAAAGGAAGGGACAGUGUUCUGGAUCAAGUUUAGCGACACCAGGGAGGCGUGGGUGGAAUGCGCGGUGGUUACGAAGGUGCAUCCAAGGAGCGCCGUUCCGUACGAGGUCACGUGGAGACCAUUCGAUAGCGGCGGGUGCGACCUCGCCCUCAACGCCAAGAAGAGGAUCGCUCUGACUCCAAGGCUGUUCAUGAGCAGCCCCGCCAACCCCGAAUUGGCCGGAGAAAACGACCCUCCGGCGGGUACAGCUCGUCGAGGAGGGUUUCAGCCGGCCCGCAAAAAGUUUAAGCUCACGGUGCCACCUAUCGGCAGCUGGUGCAUCGUUAAGCCAGACCAGCCAUGGGGACAGCUCGACCCGUUCACGUACGAGUGAUGCGAUGUAGAGUUGUUCGGGUGUGAUUUGACGAUAGUUUAACAGCGCCCUCCCUUGUUCCUGACAACGAAAUCCAUGUUGCUGUCUUCUGCUUGCGGCAAUAUCAUGCCUCGCAGAGGUUGGGAGAGAUAUAUAUGGUGUACAAUGUGUGUGAUUGUCUUUUGUGUGAUUAUCAAUGUAUAGUUCUGGGUGUGCCCAGGCGAGAGGGCGACCAGCCCAUCCUCCUUAUCGAGGAAGGACUAGCUUUCAGCAGUAGGGCGUUGACCAAUAGACACCGAAAGCUGUCGGCGCAGGUUGACUGUUUCACUUUCAUGAGCGGUCUCACACUAUGGACGUCCGCGCUUGCACUCCUUUGGUUGUUCCUUGUCGUUCGGAGUCCCCGGCCUUGGCGGGAGUCCGCCAGUCCUACUACUGCUGAUGUUGUGGCUUGUCAUAGAAUGCGGUACCUUAAUGGGAGUGCGUGGUGACCAGAUGUUUCUGUCGGGCGGAGGCAAGCCCUGGUUGCACGUUUUGCACGCUGGGUUGUUGCUUGUGGAUUUGGAUUUUUUGCGGUUGUUUAUUGCACGAUUGAAAGCGGCUGACAUGGGUGGCGACAGGAAUUGAGAUAUUGAUAUGUUGUUCAACACGAACCCCUU